This is a messenger RNA of Hippoglossus stenolepis (Pacific halibut), 6454 nucleotides long. RefSeq names its product calmodulin regulated spectrin-associated protein 1a (gene camsap1a). Lineage: Eukaryota; Metazoa; Chordata; Actinopteri; Pleuronectiformes; Pleuronectidae. The record is from RefSeq and is a predicted model, not a curated record. Gene Ontology annotation, cellular component: microtubule minus-end. The coding region runs from base 346 to 5112 and encodes 1588 amino acids. Gene Ontology annotation, biological process: negative regulation of microtubule depolymerization; neuron projection development; cytoplasmic microtubule organization. Gene Ontology annotation, molecular function: microtubule minus-end binding; calmodulin binding; spectrin binding. The transcript has 19 exons.
ACAGGCUCCCACAAACAGCGCUGCCCGUCAGAGCCGCUGCUCCUCGGCCUCUGUCAGCGGCAGCCUCGGUGUCACUCCACCCGGACAUGGUUCAUUCCCUCGAGAACGGACUUCCCGGAUGGUUGCCAGUGAGAUUGUACGUUAUUUUGUAAUUAUUAUUGGAUUAGCUCGCAUCAAGCCGCGGGUUUAUCCUGCGAGGCCGGAGAUUUGCGCCUCCGGGGCGGGGAGGAGUCCUCCGUUAUUCCACCUCCGUUAUUCCACCGUCAGCUGAGGAGCGCAGGGCCGGUAUGUCGGUGUGUUAACAUCGCAGUCACCUCGAGGCAGGACUCCAUGAGCUGGUAGAGGAUGGAUGUGGAGGUGAGUGCUGGCAGGGACAGCACCUGGAGGAGGGCAGCAGCAGCAGCAGCCGCAGCAGCAGAUGAUGAUGAUGGAGGUGGAGGAGGAGGAGGACGAGGAGGCAUGGAGGCUCAGAUUGUACCACUGGAGCUCUAUGACUCUUCCAGGGCCAAAAUAGAAGCAAAUCUCCGCUGGUUGUUUGCCAAAGCCUAUGGUAUCGACAACGUCCCUGCAGACCAGCGAAACCCCUUCUACACCGACCAGUAUGAGCAGGAACAUAUCAAGCCCCCCAUCAUCCGCCUGCUGCUGUCUGGAGAGCUGUACUGCCGCGUGUGUGGGCUCAUCCUGCACGCUGAGCAGGCUGCCUCGCUCCAGAGCCACCAGUCUGUCGUCCAGGCCCUGUCCAGGAAAGGCCUCUAUGUCCUGGAGGCUGACAACACCCCUGUUUCUGAUCUGGACCUCAGCUCUGCUCCCUUAAAGAUGAGCUCCCACAUCCACCUCAUUGACGCCCUGAUGAUGGCCUACAUGGUGGAGAUGAUCAGCAUAGAGAAGGUUGUGUCCAGUGUCAAGCGCUUCUCGAACUUCAGUGCCUCUAAGGAGCUCCCUUUUGAUAUGGAGGACGCAAUGCUCUUCUGGAUCAACAAGGUGAACAUAAAGAUGAGGGAGAUCACAGAGAAAGAGCUGAAGAUGAAGCAACAUCUGCUGGAGUCGUCGAGUCAGCAGAAGUCUCCCUCCAAAUGGUACUGGAAGCUUGUACCAGUGCGAUACCGCAGAGAUCACCUGUCAGGUCGGACACUUCAGCACUUCCCCCUGCUGGACGACUUGUUGAAGGACGUGUGUGACGGAACAGCUCUGCUGGCUGUGAUCCACUUCUAUUGCCCUGAACUCAUCAGACUGGAAGAUAUCUGUCUGAAGGAGGUUCCCUCCAUAGCAGACAGCAUGUACAACAUUGAGUUACUGAGGGAGUUUUCUAACGAGUACCUGAGCAAAUGCUUCUACCUGAAGCCCGAAGACAUGUUGUAUUCUCCACCGGUCCUGAAGAAUAACAUGAUGGUCUUUAUUGCUGAGCUGUUCUGGUGGUUUGAGAGCGUGAGGCCAGACUUUGUACAGCCCAGGGACCUUCACGAAAUCAGAGACGUGAGAUUGUUGCUCCAGCCUAAAGCUUCUCGAUCCCAUACGCCCAUCUCCAACGUCACAAAACGAAGUUUCCUGACGUCAUCAAACUCCGCUGAUGUCUUGACCAUGCCCCAGAGCUCUGACCUCAGCUCUAUACCAAGCACAUCAAGCUCCUCUCAAUGUUUACUGCCCUUGAGACAGAGACAACAGAAGGUGCUUGAGGAGAGCACUUCAGUGCUGAGAAAUAGGUCCACCUCUAUGGCUCGUGCAGAUGGGCCGCACCAGGGCUCAGUAUUGGCCUGGCAAGAGAGGAGGCAGAGGCCUUUAUCGCAGCCAGUGCCCUAUGCCCUGCAUUAUCCCAUGGAGGACGACGCCGACAGUAUCAGCCUCGCUCGAUCCAUCAGCAAAGACAGCUUGGCCUCGAACAUCAUGAGUAUUACCCCGAAACACAUGCUGGGGUCAGGUCCUCGUCUGUCUCACCACAGACUCAGUGGUCAGAGCCUUCUGAGUCACAUACGCAUAGAAGACGAAGAGGAGGAAAUAGAAGAGGAGGAACUUGUUGCUGUGAUCCACCCCUAUGCAUUUUCUCGACAUCGGCUUGGGAGUGACAUGGAACAAGAUGAGCUAGAAAUCCAGGAUGCAACCUCCACCUCAAGGGUUUCGAACCCUCAUUGCUCUCCUCGCCUUGACACUGGUUGUUUUACUUCGGACCAUCAGGCAGACGGCUACUAUCUGGAGCCUCUGAUGCCUGCCAUCCCCAAGCCAGCCAAAGAGAAGAGCAUCAGCCUGAACAAGCAGGAAGAAAGUGGGGAGAGUCGCUGUAGAGCAGUGGCUGCAAGGAAAGCGCCCACCAUUGUCCCGAAAACCUCACAGAGAAUAUCCCCUGUGGCUGAGUCUAAUAGAAGUACCUUUACACCCUUACCUGUUGCAGAGUCAGUGCCUACCUGCCUCAGGCCGCCCACUGAGGGUUCAUUAGGCAAUUCUCCGCCUGGAAAACAACUGUCCCCAGGCUUUUUCCUUCAUUUGUCGCCGGAGCACCACAGCUCUUUCUCCAGCACACUUGAGGUGGGAUACGACUCUGACUCAGACAUUGCAGACCUUGAGGAAGACGAGGAGGAGGACGAUCAGAUAGAGCAAACUAGAGAAGUGAUGAAGAGAGGAAAGGGGAAAUAUUUACAGGAGGGGGAGGUGUGUGAGUUCGGUGAGGGCGAGUCAGCCAAGCUGAGAGAAGACUUGAAGGUGAGUGAGCGGGACGAUAAGGAAGGCGGCAGUGGACGCUCAAGCCCUUGCCUCAGCACCGUAUCCUGGGCAAGCAGCUGCAGCGCUUCGGGCAGCGCCAGUGUCAAGAUGACCAGCUUCGCAGAGAGAAAGCUCCUUAAACUUGGCCUCCGGGAUGGAUUUUCAAGUACCAGUAGCUCCCAGAAGACCACACCUGAUGGCUCUGAGAACAACCCCUGUCCUCCAUGGCAACUGAAGACUGACCCCACCUCCAGUUGGCUUGGGAAGGAGCCUGGUUCUGUGUUGGGGAAUAAUAUGAUGGGGAGCCUCCCAGUAGUGCCUUCAGAACUGCUGCAACUUCACAUGCAGCUAGAAGAACAAAGACGUGCAAUAGAAUAUCAGAAGAAGAAGAUGGAGACCCUGUCAGCACGGCAGAGACUAAAGCUAGGGAAAGCUGCUUUCUUGAACAUCGUAAAAAAGGGUGGAGGCAAGAGUGAGACACUUCCUUUGCCGCUGAAACACUCCCAGGAAUCUGAAACAGCUGCUGAUAGGAAUAAAAUGAAGUCACUGUCCAGCAGGGAUGACUCCUGUCUGGAUACGCUGAAGGUCCAAGCAAAGAUGGGCCAUCAAGAGGGAGCACACAUGAACAGAGUCAACAAACUGAGCACCCUGUCUCAAAAUAAUGGGGCUGAUCCCGGCUGCCCUGAGUAUUCCCGCUCCAUAGAUCUUCUCAAUGACGCUAUUAGUUCCAUUCAGCAGCAGAUGAUGCAGCUCUCCUUACAGCAGGACCUGCUGAUGAAGCACAGUGUGGCCUCACCUCCAGAACGAGUAGAAUCUGUAGCUAGCCCAACCCCCACAACGACACCAACACCAUCCACCACCUCUACCUCAGAGUCCAAAUCUUUUGCAGUCCACUUUGUAGAUAUCGGUGGCAGCAAUUCUCUUCCUGUAAGCCGACCUCCCAAGCUUAGUUCCAGCCAACGCAGCAAAGCCUUGGAGAGAAAACAGAAUAAAGAGAACAGCAAGCUGGCCUCUAUAGUGGCUUCUAAUACUGACUCCCCAGAGUGCACUCCCUCUCCUAGUGAAAGUCCAUGUGGAGACCAGGGGACAGUGGCUUCUAUGGAGAGCUCCAGGUUAGAGAGAAACAUUCAGAGAAAGAGCACCUUCAGAGUCCAUGGCUUAGCUGCAGAAGGAUUCGGGCGCUUCCAAGAACAACCCCAGUCACCGGACCCACCAGUCAUCUCCAGUACAACUGUAUCUGCCUCACAGGCGGCAGAUCCAGAAGAAGCUGACAACUCAGGAAAAGAGGCUUUGGCUGGAGAUGAGAGUACCAGGGUCAAAGGUCAACUGAUUGAGGUCGACCUGUUUGAGUUUAAGGAUUCACUGGUGGAUGGCAAUCCAGAUGGUACAGACUGCACAGCAGAGGGCGAGCAGAAGAAUGGGCUGGGCUUCUUCUUUAAGGAUGAGGAGAAGGCAGAAGAUGAAAUGGCAAAACGUCGUGCUGCCUUCCUCCUCAGACAGCAGCGCAAAGCUGAAGAGACCAGACUACGCAAACUACAACAAGAAGCCGACAGUGAGCUCAAACGUGAUGAGACACGGCGUAAGGCGGAAGAGGACCGUGUGCGUAAGGACGAAGAGAAGGCGCGGCGAGAGCUAAUUAAACAAGAAUACCUGCAGAGGAAGCAGGAAUCACUGGUGGAAGAGCAGGGUCAGGUCAAGCCUCGUCCGCGGAUUAAGUCCCGCAGGAACAGACCGAAAUCCCUCCACCGUGAAGAGUAUAACAGCCUCUCCAAAGGAUACACCACACAUAAGGACACCCUAGUCGAUCUGAGCUGCAGUCAUCGAGGAUCGACGCUCUCUUUGGCGACAGAGACAGACAGUGUCAUAUCGGGAGGGGCAGAGCCGCAGAGGGCUGCUUCUGUUUGCUCUGUGGAGUCAUUCCCGAUGCUGAGCAGAGCAUCCAGCAGGAACAUGGAGAGGGACUGGGAGAACGGCUCCAUCGCCUCUUCCAUCAUGUCCACAGAGUACAACGGUCCUAAACUCUUCAAGGAGCCGAGCUCUAAGUCCAACAAGCCAAUCAUCAUCAAUGCCAUCGCUCACUGCUGCCUGGCUGGAAAGGUUAAUGAGGGCCAGAAGAAUGUUAUUCUGGAGGAGCUUGAAAAGUGCGAUGCCAACCACCUGAUCAUCCUCUUCCGUGACGGCGGGUGCCAGUUCCGCGCCAUUUACUCAUACUCCCCAGACACGGAGGAGAUCGUCAAGUUCACGGGCACCGGGCCGCGCAACAUUACCCGGAAAAUGAUUGACAAGGUCUAUAAAUACAGCUCUGACCGCAAGCAGUUCACUGCCAUCCCCACCAAGAGCGUGUCGGUCAGCGUGGACGCUCUGACUAUCCACAACCACCUCUGGCAGGUCAAGAGACCAGGGAGCGCACGGAGGAAGUGAGAGGGAAAAGAAACCCUGAUUUCCAGUUUCUGUUUAUUUACAUGUGUUGGGCAGGACCCAAUAAUCCUGGAGAUGAUUGACAUGCGAUCAUGUUAGAUCGAGGGCGUAGAUGUCAGUGUGUGGCAGUGCAAGAGGGUGAACCACCUGACAAUUGAAUGCAGUCCUUUAUUCUUAUUUUUAAAUUUUUUUUGCGUUUUCUCCUGCAUGUCACACUGAUUUGAUUUGUUGGGACGUCCUACAGUGACUAGGCACCGUUCAUGAUGGAUUCUUAUGUAGCAGCGAAGAGGAAAUGGACCCUGGAGUUGAAUACUACUGAAUACUACUGGCAAAAGCUGACACACACUAAUAACAAGUACGACUACAGACAGGCAGUGGUGAACAACCACUCGAUACUAUAUACCGUAACGUUUGCUAUUUCAGCUCGGCAAAAAAUUUACACCUUCAGCUGUGAUUAUUAUGAAUCCAGGCUCGACAUACAGAGCUCCUGUUUAUUCACCAGUAACUUCUACUGGUCAAUGCUUUUCUGAAAGUAAAGAAACUUUUCUAUGUAAGUAUGGGAUGGAUGUUAGUGAGUGGUCACGUCCAGUGUUGUUUUCUAUUUUAGUGUGUUUGAGGAAGUGUGCGAGUAUUUGUGUUAGGGAAGUGGGGGGGGGGGAGCUGAAAGCGAUGACACCUGUGCAUCCAUCUCUGAAUGUUUACUCUUAUUUAUGCUUUAAAACUGUCAUGAAACGGAACAAUGGGGCAAAGCAACAAGACAAUUUAUGUUUCUGUUCGGGACCUGCUGUUACGUUUUUGUGGAGGAGAGAUUACGUCUUUCGAAAGGAGGGUAUAUUUUACCAGUAUUUAUUCCACACAGGAAGCGCUUUGGAGACUCAGUGCAUUAUACUUCAUCAGUAGUGCAUUAUAUAUCCGUACCCAUACGAGUCAUCUGAGAUCCCUGACUGGCUCGUAUUGCUGAACCAAAAUGAUCUGAGCUAUGCCACUGAGCCGUUCGCUGCUCAUUAACAGCUCACAGGAUUCUGGUGAGCAUUAUAUUUCAAUGUAGCUUCUGGCAUUGUACACUAGUAAUAUCCCUGUGAUGACUGUCAGCGGCUGGUAUAAUGUUGGGGGGAGGAAUUGCACAAUACUUGAUAUUUGUUUGCUGCAUUUGUACAUUUUUGAGUAGUAUUUUUUGUACUUUAUGUACAAGUUAUGUUUACUAAAAAGCAGGCACUAUUUUGAGGUUUAUUCUGUCACAGGCAACGUUAUCAGAGACGUUAUCAGACUUAUUUCAUUGUGUUAUGUUGUUUAUUUAUUUUGAAGAAAUAUAAUAAAGUGCAACUAGGUAUGUUUUCUUGCUAAA